AUGGGCACAACCUCCAUCAGACGCAAUCUCUUCCACCAUAACCUCAGCAGACGCCCGGUCUCUGCUGCGCCUGGGUCCAUGCAAAGCGGCAGGAGCAAUGGGGUUUCGGGUCUUUCCUCUCACAUGCUACAGUCCUCUUCCGAGUCAACGGACCACUCUUUGAGUUCUGGUCCCGUGGACAACGGAGAUAUUGUGGUCAGAGACAAGAACGGUGGUUACAAGCUUGACAUUCCUGUUCUUCCGGAUGUCAUUGCCAGUGAAAAUGGCGACGGAAUGGAUGGUUUGGACGAGGGUGGAACUAGCGGAGCAACAGGAGCUACAGCUGUCGAUUUGGCUAGCCAAACUGAGAUCAGCGGGCGAGAGAAAGAAAGUAUGUUCGCAGCCUUGAGAACGAUUGGUGGUCUGAAAUAA
Molecule: messenger RNA, 411 nt
Organism: Aspergillus thermomutatus
Lineage: Eukaryota; Fungi; Ascomycota; Eurotiomycetes; Eurotiales; Aspergillaceae
Exons: 1
Coding region: 1-411 (136 amino acids)
Source: RefSeq, a predicted model, not a curated record